Molecule: messenger RNA, 2013 nt
Organism: Aureococcus anophagefferens
Lineage: Eukaryota; Pelagophyceae; Pelagomonadales; Pelagomonadaceae
Exons: 1
Coding region: 1-2013 (670 amino acids)
Cellular component (GO): cytoplasm
Source: RefSeq, a predicted model, not a curated record
AUGCCCAUCGCGCCGCUCCGCUCCAAGGUCGUGGGCAAGGGCGCGCCGAACCGCGACGAGUCCUGGGCGCUGACGGAGGAGCGCGACGAGGAUCCGGCGUCGGCGCUGCUGUCGUCGCGGAGCUUCUACUUCGCGGAGCGCCACGAGACCAUCGACCUCGAGGUCAUCGACGGCGUGGACCUCGAGCGCAUCGAGCGCGACGUCGACAUCGAGGCGCUCCAGCGCCACCUGGAGAUGCUCACCUACGGCGACCUGUCCAAGGCCGGGACGGGCGACGCGACGUUCCUCAAGAUCUUCCGGCUCUCGCAGCUCAUGGUCGAGUACCUGCUCAACGUCCAGGACAUUUUGGCCGAGGGCCUGGAGCAGGUGUCGACGUCCUGCAAGGAGGCGAAGCGCCACCGGGACAAGUACCGCGAGAAGACGCGCGUCCAGGACGAGAAGAUUAAGGCGCUGCGGUCGCAGCUCAAGGCGCGGCGGCAGACGGCCCAGGCCUACAGCGGCCUCGUGCUGCGCGAGGCCAACGCGCCGCCGCGCCACUGGCGCGACGACCCGCCGGCGCCGCGCCGGAGCUACGACGACGACGCGCCCGCGCCGCGGCGCGCGCGGACGCCCGACGACUACGAACAGCGGAACGAGAGCGGCGAGAUGACGGUCUACGUGUCCGCGGCCGACGGGACGACGGCGCGCCACACGGUCGGCGAGGUGUCGACGGCGCGGGAGCUGCGGUCCAAGCUCGGCGCGCCGGGGCGCCUCGUGUUCCGAGGCAACGAGCUCACGCCGGACGUCGUCCUCGCGGACGCGGGCGUGCGCCACGGCGACACCAUACUGAUCGUCCACCGCGAGGGCGUGGACCGCGACGCGCGGGACCAGCGCCACGACCUCGACCAGCGCAUCGCGACGCUGGAGUCGAGCAUCAAGGGCGAGAUGGCCGUGCAGGUCCAGACGCAGCUCGCGGCGCUCCGGGGGUCGCUGGACCCCUUCGGCGCGCCGAGCGCGUCGGCGACCUGGGCCGCCGGCUCCGUGCAGCCGGCGCCGGGCUGCCUCGCCGGGGCGCUCGAGGACGACGACGGCGACGACGACGCGUUCGCGUCCGUGCCCCGGUCGACGGUCGCGUCGGGCCCGCCGCGGACGCCGCACGCGGCCGAGGCGCCGGCGGACGUCACGCAGCUCCGGGCCAUGGAGGAGCGGCUCAAGGCCCAGAUGGACGCCCUCGAGGAGAAGAUGCUGGGGCUGGCCCGGCAGCCGCGCGAGCCGACGCCCGCGCAGCCGCGCGAGCCGACGCCCGCCGAGGAUCCGACGCCCCGGAAGCCGGCGACGCCGCCGCCGCGGGACCCGACGCCCCAGCCGACGCCCCAGCCGCGGCCGGAGACGAGCUGGACGCUGCGCUGCGCCGUGGGCUUCGGCGAGGCCGGCGACGACGUCGACGGGUCCGACGGGUCCGUCGACGCGGUCGUGAACGCGGGCGACGCCGUCCUCGACGUGCGCGCGGCCAUCGCCGAGAAGCUCGACGUCGAGGUCGACCGCGUGGUGCUCACGGUCGGCGGCCGCGACGCCGCGGACGUGGAGGCGCUGCGGGGCGCGGACGUGCUCUGCCGCGUCUUGCGGGGGCGCCUCGUCGCGGACGACCAGGUCCGGGCCCUCGCGGACCUGCGGGCCGUCCUCGGCGCGGCGGCGGGCGACGCCGUGCCGCCGGGCUGCGCGACGGCCGCCGCGGGCCUCGAGGACGCGCUCGCCGCGCGGCAGGCCGCGUGGCGCGACCUGCCCCCCUCGCUCGGCGCCGCGAGCGCGCUCUCCCAGGCCGAGGUCUCGAAGAUCGAGGUGCGGCUCCAGGCGCUCCACAACCUCGUCGAGUCCGUCGACAAGUGCCCGGGCUUCGACGACGACAUGGUCGCCCGCCUCCAGGGCGCCCUCGCCACGGUCUGCGACGGCCUCCCGCCCGCCGUCGCCGAGGCCAUCGCCCGCAUCAAGGACCACGUCGAGGAGCGCGCCAUGCUCCUGGCGGCGCGGGGGUAG